UCGACAGGGCUCAGUGGAGGCCCGGCCGGGAUCAUGGGCACGGCGGGCGGUGCUGCUCUGCGGCUGCCGGGGCUGCACGGCUACGCGGUGGAAUUCUCGCCCUACUGGCCAGGACGCGUGGCUUGCGCCGCCGCGCAGUACUACGGCAUCGCAGGCUGUGGGACUCUGGCAGUGCUGGAACAAAAUGAAGCUGGCAUUGCUCUGCUCAGAAGUUUUGACUGGAAUGAUGGCCUGUUUGAUGUGACCUGGAGUGAGAAUAAUGAGCAUGUGUUGAUCACUUCUAGUGGAGAUGGAUCUCUGCAAAUCUGGGAUACAGCUAAAGCCAAAGGUCCGCUGCAAGUCUAUAAAGAGCACACUCAGGAGGCAUAUAGUGUUGACUGGAGCCAAACUAGAGGAGAGCAGCUAGUGGUGUCUGGUUCAUGGGAUCAAACAGCGAAGCUGUGGGAUCCAGCUGUGGGGAAGUCAUUAUGCACUUUUAAAGGCCACGAAGGUGUCAUUUACAGCACUAUAUGGUCUCCACACAUCCCAGGUUGUUUUGCAUCUUCAUCAGGGGACCAGACUGUAAGAGUCUGGGAUGUGAAAGCCCCACGAGUCAAACUUGUGAUACCGGCCCACCAGGCUGAGAUUUUGAGCUGUGACUGGUGCAAAUAUGAUGAGAACUUGCUGGUAACUGGUGCAGUUGACUGUAGCUUGAAGGGCUGGGAUUUGCGGAACAUCCGGCAACCAGUGUUCAUCUUGCUUGGUCAUACCUAUGCUAUCAGAAGAGUAAAAUUUUCACCAUUCCAUGCAACCUUAUUGGCCUCUUGCUCCUAUGAUUUUACUGUGAGAUUCUGGGACUUUUCCAAGCCUAACCCUUUGCUGGAAACAGUUGAGCAUCAUACUGAAUUUACAUGUGGACUGGACUUAAGUCUUCACAACCGUGGUCAGGUUGUGGACUGUGCUUGGGACGAACUAGUCAAGAUCUAUACUCCAUCAUGUCUGGCAGUUCCUGUUUAGAGAAAAAGUGAAGAACACACCAGGAACAUUUAUUUCUUGACCCACAACCAGACUUGUGCUGAAGUGUCAACUGUGUCACUAAUCUUAGUGUCUCUUUUCAAGUAAAACUCUGCUUGAAUGGAGUGUUGUGCACUUAAGCAUGUGGAGAUACCAGGACUUGGGUUACUGCACAGGAGCCAGCAAAAAUGAAUGGCCAAAGAGUGGCUGUAGCAGACACAAGCAGGUGUCUUUAAAGUAAAAUCACACAAUUUUGUUAUCUCUCUGGCUAAUGAUGGGAGCAGAGGCCUGAAUCUUCUUGAUCCUUAUGCAGUUUAAAACUAACUGAUAGUGUAUUUUGAGAUAAUGGUGCUGUGGAAAAGAAAAAAGCGGCUUUUCAUGGUCAAGUACUGUAAUGUCAACUGAGAUUUGUAUCACUCAGAUGCAUUUAUAUUUUUAUGUUUUGCUGUGACUCACAUUGUAUUAUUUUCUUGUGCAAUAUGAAGAAUACUUUUGAUAAAGAGGAAAUGUCAUAGUUUAUAGCCAGCUGAUUUGUUUGACCGUUGUGAUGGCUGCUUCACAAAGAUAGUAAAGAUUAUUUUCAUAUUUU
Messenger RNA from Melopsittacus undulatus (budgerigar), 1582 nucleotides. It is a transcript of the gene PEX7, whose product is annotated as peroxisomal biogenesis factor 7. Gene Ontology annotation, biological process: protein import into peroxisome matrix. The record is from RefSeq and is a predicted model, not a curated record. Gene Ontology annotation, molecular function: protein binding. The coding region runs from base 34 to 996 and encodes 320 amino acids. NCBI's taxonomy places the organism in Eukaryota, Metazoa, Chordata, Aves, Psittaciformes, Psittaculidae. The transcript has 10 exons. Gene Ontology annotation, cellular component: cytosol; peroxisomal matrix.